This is a messenger RNA of Rubroshorea leprosula, 2303 nucleotides long. Lineage: Eukaryota; Viridiplantae; Streptophyta; Magnoliopsida; Malvales; Dipterocarpaceae. The record is from the annotation of a GenBank genome assembly.
ACCUCCAAUGGACCGAUACCUGUAAAGUUCCUAAUCUUUGUCAUCACUUGUCGCAGCACCUAAUUCCAGUCAAAACAUUAAAAUCCUUCACUUCCCUGCGCCUUCGUCCCCAUUUUCAUCCCUUUUCUUCCUCCUUAACUCUCCCUGUUCAUUUUAAGCGAUUUUCAGAAUCCAGCACUCCUCGAAUCGAAUCAGAAGAAAUGGGUUUUGCGAAGGAGGAGAAAUCGAGGAGAGUGUGGCGAGGUUUGAAGACUCUCUUCUUCUUGAUCACCAUGGUAAUUUCGUUUCUCCUGUUUUCUGCGCCGGUCCUCCUCGCUAUUGCUGAUACCCUUUUACCCUCCGCUUUGCUUUCUGCUUCCCUUUCUCCUUCAUCUCUGUCCUCGGAUACUAUCUCCUCUUAUUUCAGUAACUAUGAUUUUCGGUAUUCCCUCAUCGAUAUACCUCUCAUCUCCAUCAUAAGAUCAAUUGUUAUACUCUGUGUAUAUAGUCUCUGUGAUGGACCCAGGCUUUCGAGGGGGCCAUACUUGGGGAUCGCGACGAUGUGUUCUCUACUGUCUCUGAUUUAUGUUUCAUUAAAGGCUUCGUUUGUGUUUAGCGCGAGUGUUCAUCGAGAAGGGUAUGUCAGACCCAUGGAGAUCGCCCUGUUUGUCUGUUCACUCGCCUUAGCCGUCGGGCAUAUAGUCGUUGCAUACAGAACAAGCUGCCGGGCGAGAAGGAAGCUCCUUGUAUUCAAAAUCGACAUUGAAAAUGCCACUGAAGCUUCUGGGUGGAGCUUUUAUUCUUCUGGAAGGUCAACUGUUUCUCGGUUUUCGAUUGGCGCCGGGAAUUUUGUGAGAUUUGCCUAAUUUUAGGCUUCCGUAAGGAGGAAUGGGAGGAAGGCCGAACCUCAGAAUGACCUCAGAAUGAGCUUUCCUGUGGUUAAGACUUGAGACUUGCUCAUUUUUUUAUUUGUCCACACCUGCAACUUGAACCUGGCGGCUGCAUUGAAUUGAGUCAUUGACCACUUGCAAUUGCUCAUAAAUUUCACAUUGAAACACUUCUAGAUUAUGAACCGGAGAUUUUAGACGGGGUAUGAACUCUCAAAAAAAUCUAUUGUUCUGUUUACUUUUUUUUUUCAAUUUUUCUGGUCCAUGUUUUCUCCUCCACCUAACCCCAAGUUGAAAUCCUACAUGGAAUCUUGCAUCCGGAUAAUCUGUGUGAUUGGACGCUGCCCAUAGAGGUGGGUCUCUUCUUGGCUUUAAUAUUUGGACAAAUUGCCGAUUCCAUGUGCAACUCUUCCUACAUUUUUGAACUGGCAGAAUAUUGAACUUUUCCAGAGGACCAAAACAAAGUCAUAAUUUAAAACCUUUGAUUGUAGAGUUAUGGUCAUGGUUCAGAGUUCGGACCUCUAUAAUAGCUAGUGCACCUACUUGCUUGUGUCCCAGAAAAAAUGGAUCAAUUAAUGGAAGAGUGCAUGAGAAGCUAAUUUUUAAUGAAUAUCCUAGUCUUCUCGAAAAUUCUAUCCCCCAACCUGUGAAGUGUGAACGUGGGCCAAUUGUGCAGUAAUGCUUUUCAAAAUCAAACAGUAACACAUGGUAAUGCUUUUCAAAAUUAAACAGCAACACAUAGUAAUGUUUUUCAAAACCAAAAAGCAACAUGUAGUAAUGCUUUUCAAAGUCAGACAGCAACCCUUUAUUCUGUUCCCAUUUCAAUUUCUAGAAAGAAAUCCAUUUGUAGAUGGUGUUCCUAAUAAGAUUUGUUCAUAUCAUGAUAAUUUACAGGUUUCAGCUUGCAAGAAUGGGUUUCCAAGAUACCAGAAAAAGCUCCAAGAGGAAAGAGUGAAGUAAAUACCAACAGCGAAAAUGAGAAUCGGUUACCUCUCCCCUUUUUGGCUUUGGCUCUGUGCAUUAUUCCAUUCCAGGUUUCAGAUUUUUGCAAAGAAAUCGUUUCCUGAAUACAGAGCAGUUAGCACUGAACAGGGGAUGAGUGUGGAGACAGACGCUAGUAAACAACCAUAGACAAAAGAAACCUUUUUUUUUUUUGUUGAUGUUGUUAUGGGGAGAGGAAGUCUGAUUAUUACUUAGGCAAUGUCUCAAGACACAUGAUAAAAUUAUUUCAUCUGUAUAGCAUAUGAGUCUCUUGUUUUGCAGUCUGGAUUAUACCAGACUGCAAAACAGUUUUUCGAUAACAUUUACAUAGAGAAACUGUGAUAAGUGCUGGCGUUGUAUCUAUUGGCGUGUAUAGGCUCUGAUUUCAGAAAAACACCCAACCUUUGGUUUGAGGUGCAGCGUUUGUAUUGUACUGAAAAAAUCUAAUGGGAUUGG